Messenger RNA from Penicillium longicatenatum, 1113 nucleotides. RefSeq lists its product as uncharacterized. The record is from RefSeq and is a predicted model, not a curated record. Lineage: Eukaryota; Fungi; Ascomycota; Eurotiomycetes; Eurotiales; Aspergillaceae. Bases 1 to 1113 code for a protein of 370 amino acids. The transcript is spliced from 6 exons. Gene Ontology annotation, molecular function: pyridoxal phosphate binding; L-aspartate:2-oxoglutarate transaminase activity. Gene Ontology annotation, biological process: L-aspartate biosynthetic process. Gene Ontology annotation, cellular component: cytosol.
AUGGUAGUUGGUAAACCACCGCUAAUUUUUGAAAAGGGACUCGAGGCUCUCGUUUUGAAAUUCCGAGCCGAUACUGAUCCGCGUAGAACUGAUCUGCUUGUGGGUGUCUAUAAAACGAACGAAGGAAGAGCUUACGGACUUGAGCGCCAAUUUACUCUUCGGGCCGGACCAUCGUCUUUUGCGAGAAAAGAGACACUUGGCGCAAGCGGUGGAUGCCAUGUAGGCGCAGUCAUGUUGGAAAACCAUUAUGGACCAUGGAAGCAGACUGAAACUCCUGGGAUUUAUCUUCCGAUGAAUCAUUCACACCUAUUUCAAUACGCGGGAAUCAAGCCUACUCUGCUGCCUUAUUUUAGUAGCAAGACGAACAGCUUGGACUUUGUGAGGUUUGCAGAGGCCAUCAAGUCGUUACCAGCUCAAUCAGUUGUCCUUCUUCAGUCUGGAGCACAGAAUCCAACUGGAUGCGAUCCGUCAUCGGAUCAGUGGCGAGAGCUGGCUUCGAUUUUCUCACAGCAUGGCCAUUUGGCAUUCUUCGAUGCCUCUUAUCCCGGAUUUGCGUCAGGAGACAUCGACACAGACCUUGAAAGUGUUCGAUUAUUUGCCGAGCACGAAAUUCCACUUGUGUUCGUCUCGACAUACGGGAAAUCAUUUCGUCUUUACAGCGAACGCGUUGGGAUUCUCUCCAUUCUUGCCCCAAGCGAGGAAGCCGCGAAGAGGAUAGGAAAGCAUCUGAGUCUACUAGCAAGAGCAGAGACUGGCGCACUGCCGGACUUUGGGUCCAAAAUUAUUGAAACUGUUCUGUCCGAUGAGGCCUUGGAGCGCCAGUGGCGGGACGAAGUUCGCGAUAUGGCAAAUCAGCUUAAAUAUCGUCGAUUUGCGCUCAGGGAGAUGUUGGAGGAGUUGGAAACACCAGGAGACUGGCGGCAUAUCACUGAUCAGAACGGGAUGUUCUCAUAUGUUGGACUCUCAGUGGAACAAGUCACUCUCCUCCGAGAUGAGUUCCAUGUUUAUCUCCAGGAAUCUGGGAGAAUAUCCAUCGCUGGGCUCAACAGAUUCAAUAUUGAUCACACCGCUCGUAGUAUCAGCGCUGUGAUCAAAGCCAAAACACCUCAGUAA